ACACGUGAUAAAUCACACCAAUUGGCGCGUUUCUUACUCUAGCACCGCUCCUGAAUUUUGGCCAAUGAGAAGUCGACGUCGUUUCCCUCCACUAGCAGUCAUGGCGCCACCCGUGAGGUACUGCAUUCCCGGCGAACGUCUGUGUAACUUGGAGGAGGGCAGCCCGGGCAGCGGCACUUACACCCGACACGGCUACAUCUUUUCUUCGCUGGCUGGCUGCCUGACGAAGAGCAGCGAGAACGGCGCGCUUCCAGUCAUUUCUGUAAUGAGAGAAACAGAAUCCCAACUACUACCGGAUGUGGGGGCUAUUGUAACCUGUAAGGUCUCUAGCAUCAAUUCACGCUUUGCCAAAGUGCACAUCCUGUAUGUAGGGUCCACACCACUUAAGAACUCUUUUCGAGGAACUAUCCGCAAGGAAGAUGUCCGAGCUACUGAAAAAGACAAGGUAGAGAUUUAUAAGAGUUUCCGCCCAGGUGACAUUGUCUUGGCCAAAGUGAUCUCCCUGGGUGACGCACAAUCCAACUACCUCCUGACCACUGCCGAGAACGAGCUCGGGGUGGUGGUGGCCCACAGUGAAUCGGGUGUCCAGAUGGUUCCCAUUAGUUGGUGUGAGAUGCAGUGCCCUAAGACCCACACUAAAGAAUUCCGGAAAGUGGCCCGAGUGCAGCCUGAAUUCCUGCAGACCUAAGAAGCCACAUUUUACCCCAUGGAGAGGGCCUGUUUCUUCUGUAAACUGGGGAUAGCAGCCCUUUCAGAGGUGAUGAAGAUUAGAGACUGUGUAUGUUAACAUGCCUCAGCCAAUGGCCGGCACAGAGGAGCUUCGUGAGAGCUUCCCAGACAGAGGCCCCUAUUACCUCCUGCUAGAAGAAAGGCAUUAAGAGCUUUUUCUUGCCUUGGAGUCUCUCUUAUGAUCCCACAAUGUUUUCAAAGACCUUAGAGAGAAGGUAAAUGUGAGCCAUGCCCCUUCCUAAUUAUUUAUAUAAUGUAAUCAACUUCUUUUCUCCUGCAUCAUUUUUAUAAAGUUGUAUGUAAUUUCUGAGGAUGAAAAGUGAAUCAAGUUUAUAGAUUUCUAAUAGAAAAAUAUUAGCUUUUUAAUGUAAACAAGUCUUUACCUUACUCAAAAGGUAUAAUGGGGUUUCAGAAUUUCAUUUUCCACUCAAGUGGUACUCAGUAACCAGCAUCACUGAACAAGAGCUGUAGAGGCAAUAGGAAUGGAGAGUUCAGCUAAGAUGACCUGCUCCCCCACACCUCAGCUCCCCAACCUAAGAUGGAAAACCUAGUAAGAUAUACCGUAUGUGGACCGGGCUGUGUAAACUGACUGGUUGUCCUAAAGUUCUAGAGGGAUCACUAUAUCACACAGAAGAUAUUGCACAUCACUCCUUUAUUAUACUGAUCUGGAAAAAAGAUUUAGUACGGUUACACUCAAAAUGAGUACUGAGCCCAUGGUGGGGCCAAGCAACUGGAACAUAAUCAGAAACAGAUACAGUGAAAGACACACUUGGACACGAUCAAGAGGCAUCUCACUGCCAUAAAACAUUAAGGCAGGGGAGGGAUUCUAAAACACACAGCAGAAUGAACUCCUAGGCCUCAGAAGUCAAGGAGUUUAUCCCACACUGGUGUGAGGAAUGGCUUAUUUUUGGAUGAUCACAUGUGGGAAUAUUUCAA
Messenger RNA from Mustela erminea (ermine), 1665 nucleotides. It is a transcript of the gene EXOSC1, whose product is annotated as exosome component 1. Gene Ontology annotation, molecular function: RNA binding. Gene Ontology annotation, cellular component: cytoplasm; nuclear exosome (RNase complex). Gene Ontology annotation, biological process: RNA processing. NCBI's taxonomy places the organism in Eukaryota, Metazoa, Chordata, Mammalia, Carnivora, Mustelidae. The transcript is spliced from 9 exons. Bases 65 to 688 code for a protein of 207 amino acids. The record is from RefSeq and is a predicted model, not a curated record.